Molecule: messenger RNA, 1886 nt
Organism: Hyaloscypha bicolor E
Lineage: Eukaryota; Fungi; Ascomycota; Leotiomycetes; Helotiales; Hyaloscyphaceae
Exons: 4
Coding region: 80-1582 (500 amino acids)
Source: RefSeq, a predicted model, not a curated record
AACCUCUCGCCCUGCGCGUAAGCCGAAACCUCAUUGAUCGUCGGACUCGUUUGCAGAGACUCUCACCGCCAUCGCCAAAAUGCCAUUGAGGCGCUCCAGGAAGAUGCUCCACGAGACCGACUGCCUCAACUGUUGGCUGCAGGAAAAACCAUGUUCUGUUGGGACUCUGAUUGGGAAUUGCAUUCCCUGUGGGAACUCUGAGCCGGUCAAACCGCUUGUCCCAUUUGAUGGGUUCUUCACCAAAGACAUGAGUGAACACCUAAUAUCGCUUGGAACCAAGCAUGAUUUGGACCUUAGUUCAGAAGGAGAUGUCCUUUCGUUCGCAACGAUCGAACCAAAUGGUUGGGCAAAUUCUCUCCAGCUCCAACUUCGUGGGGAUUUUUCACUGUCCAAUGAUGAUCUGAGGACCCAGCUGGAUCAGAUUGUCUUGUCAUACUACGUUCCACGAAUUUCCUACAGGAUUCCAAGGGCCAACUUGCCACGAAGCGCCCUUUACGCCAGAGGAUAUUUGUCCAUCCUCCUACCAAGAAACCUUGCCCAAGAGACAAUGACAUUCUCUGACUCGUUCCGCCUAUCCAACGUUAUUCUUGGACGAUUGGACAAGAGUAUCGAGGAGGUCACGAAUGCCGCCGAUGCGGACAAGAGUCAGGAUGACGAGGCAUCCAAAUAUGAAGUGUCUGCUGCUGUUACCAUCCUGUAUACUGGCUUGGCAGACGCAUAUAAAAGGCUGCAGAAUGGCGAUGGAAUACCCCUCUGCGGUGGUGAAAAAAUGGCCAGUCUAUUGACUGAGAGAAUGAAGUCUACUUUGAAUUACCUCACCUUCAUUCUAUAUCGCCGAGGUAUCAAUUGUAAUCGAAAAUGGGCCUCGAAUCUCGAUGGCUCGCUGGAAAAUCUUCGAUCCAAUGUCGAGAUCUCAACACUGAGUAUAACAACGGUCAAACAGACCCGCUUGACCUAUGCUAGUACCCUCUCAGCGACUAUUUCGUCCUCGGUGGCACUCCCUCCACCGAGUACAGAUGAACCUACCUUCAAAGGCAUUCAUGCAAGCACUGCACAUUUGUCUCCCGGUAAUAGCUGGAAUUUCGAUGAUAUAGCAUCUUCACCCGCUCCUCAUAUAGAAGGAUCUACUUCACCCGAGGUUGACUCCCAGCCUUCAACUACUUUCGAUCUCAGUCCACCUCCACCACUCAAUCGUGCGAAGUCUGCUCCUCACUUCCUUCUAUCAUCUUCACUUCCACUCGGAGAUGCAUCUCUUGAUCUCCAGAGGAUGAGCAAGGAAAUCACGGCUCAAGCUUCAGUCGACCACCGCUAUUUUAACCCCUGUAACAGCUGGCUUAUGCAAUCGAUGACACGCGAUGUCAAUCCUGAGCCAGUUUACUCUUAUAACGACAAUUUGCUGCCGCCUGCGAGGCCUCAGCAACGAAACUUUCUUCCUGAAAUGCCAUCCUACGUUUCCGCAGCGAGCGCGUUCUAUGCACUCGCGGGAACGCCUGGGGAAGUGGCAUCUCAAAUAUCAGUACCGUCCGGUCCCAACUCAAGGACCAAUUGGUCUGAGCAUCCGCAUACGUGGCGUCAGUCCUGAGCCAUUCUUCUACCUACACAUCAGCUCCGCUCUUUAACCCGGACCAAAUUACUAUGUUACAAUUACUUUGUUUAAUUUUCGGGAUUUCAUUCCUUUUCCGAUGAAAAGAUGAUUUGCGAUGAUAACGACAGAUACUUGCAAACAGACUAUGGCUAGAUUGGAUCAUUGCCGACUUUCCUUCUAAUUUAUUCACUUCGAAAUGUUUUUUUUCUUCUUCUUUUUUGGUCUUUGUAGUCUGACUUUUAGAACGAAAAUUACAUCAUCGCACAAAUUAAUUAGAGAUUUCAGUAUCUCACUAAUUGCU